Molecule: messenger RNA, 2325 nt
Organism: Phyllostomus hastatus (greater spear-nosed bat)
Lineage: Eukaryota; Metazoa; Chordata; Mammalia; Chiroptera; Phyllostomidae
Gene: LRFN4
Product: leucine rich repeat and fibronectin type III domain containing 4
Exons: 3
Coding region: 149-2062 (637 amino acids)
Molecular function (GO): protein binding
Source: RefSeq, a predicted model, not a curated record
GGCCAUGGGCCGGAGGGCGAGCGGUGGGCUGCCGGUCAGCCCCGGGCCUCACCCCCGCGGGAGAGCUGCCUGGAUUCGGUGGGGGCUGGCCGGGCCCGCAGGGAGGCCGGCCUGUGCCCCCUGAACUACGGAUACCAGGGCGCUCACCAUGGCCCCGCCGCUCCUGCUGCUGCUGCUGGCCAGUGGAGCGGCCGCCUGCCCGCUGCCCUGCGUCUGCCAGAACCUGUCCGAGUCGCUCAGCACGCUCUGUGCCCACCGAGGCCUGCUGUUCGUGCCGCCCAAUGUGGACCGGCGCACAGUGGAGCUGCGGCUGGCGGACAACUUCAUCCAGGCCCUGGGGCCCCCAGACUUCCGCAACAUGACGGGGCUGGUGGACCUGACGCUGUCCCGCAACGCCAUCACCCGCAUCGGCGCCCGCUCCUUCGGGGACCUGGAGAGCCUGCGCUCGCUGCACCUGGACGGCAACAGGCUGGCCGAGCUGGGCACCGGCAGCCUGCGGGGCCCCAUCAACCUGCAGCACCUCAUCCUGAGCGGCAACCAGCUGGGCCGCAUCGCGCCGGGGGCCUUCGACGACUUCCUGGACAGCCUGGAGGACCUGGACCUGUCCUACAACAACCUGCGGCAGGUGCCCUGGGCCGGCAUCGGUGCCAUGCCCGCCCUGCACACCCUCAACCUGGACCACAACCUCAUCGACACGCUGCCUCCGGGCGCCUUCGCCCAGCUCGGCCAGCUCUCCCGCCUCGACCUCACCUCCAACCGCCUGACCACGCUGGCGCCCGACCCGCUCUUCUCCCGGGGGCGCGACGCCCAGGCCUCGCCCGCCCCCCUGGUGCUGAGCUUCAGCGGGAACCCCCUGCACUGCAACUGUGAGCUGCUGUGGCUGCGGCGGCUGGCCCGGCCCGACGACCUGGAGACCUGCGCCUCCCCGCCGGGCCUGGCCGGCCGCUACUUCUGGGCGGUGCCCGAGGGCGAGUUCUCCUGCGAGCCGCCCCUCAUUGCCCGCCACACGCAGCGCCUCUGGGUGCUGGAGGGCCAGCGGGCCACACUGCGGUGCCGGGCCCUCGGGGACCCCGCACCCACCAUGCACUGGGUCGGCCCCGACGACCGGCUGGUCGGCAACUCCUCCCGAGCCCGGGCCUUCCCCAACGGGACCCUGGAGAUUGGGGUGACAGGCUCUGGGGACGCGGGGGACUACACCUGCAUCGCCACCAACCCCGCUGGCGAGGCCACGGCCCACGUGGAGCUGCGGGUGCUGGCCCUGCCCCACGGCGGCGGGAACGGCAGCGCCGAGGGGGGCCGCCCCGGGCCCUCGGACAUUGCCGCCUCGGCCCGCACCGCUGCCGAGGGCGAGGGGACACUGGAGUCUGAGCCAGCCGUGCAGGUGACGGAGGUGACUGCCACCUCGGGGUUGGUGAGCUGGGGGCCGGGGCGGCCCGCGGACCCUGUGUGGAUGUUCCAAAUCCAGUACAACAGCAGUGAGGACGAGACCCUCAUCUACCGGAUUGUCCCGGCCUCCAGCCACCACUUCUUGCUGAAGCACCUGGUCCCUGGUGCCGACUAUGACCUCUGCCUGCUGGCCCUGUCACCUGCCGCCGGGCCUUCCGACCUCACGGCCACCAAGCUGCUGGGCUGUGCCCACUUCUCCACGCUGCCGGCCAUGCCCCUGUGCCAUGCCCCGCAGGCCCACAUGCUAGGGGGGACUCUGACCGUGGCCGUGGGCGGGGUGCUGGUGGCUGCCUUACUGGUCUUCACCGUGGCCUUGCUGGUUCGGGGCCGGGGGGCCGGGAAUGGCCGCCUGCCCCUCAAGCUCAGUCACGUCCAGUCGCAGACCAACGGAGGCCCCAGCCCCACACCCAAGACCCACCCGCCGCGGAGCCCCCCGCCGCGCCCACAGCGCAGCUGCUCCCUGGACCUGGGAGACACCGGCGGGUGCUACGGCUACGCCAGGCGCCUCGGAGGGGCCUGGGCCCGACGGAGCCACUCUGUGCAUGGGGGUCUGCUCGGGGCGGGGUGCCAGGGGGCGGGGGGCAGUGCCGAGCGGCUGGCAGAGAGCGUGGUGUGAUGGGCAGGGGGACGGCCCCAGGGCAAGGGCGCGGGACGGGCAGCCACCUCGCCUGGGUGGGCCGGCACUGCCUGGGAGUCCCUCCCGCUGCCACCCUCGGUACCUCAGGCCCCUGUGCUCGGCCGAACAGAGGGCCACCGCCCCGGCUCUGGCCCCCAGACGGGCCUGAGGGGCCAGGUCCCUCCGACAGGUGCUCACAGCCGCCAAGGCAGCGCUGCAGCCACUAAGUGGGAGUCUUGUUUUUCUUUAUAAUAAAAUUGUUG